Messenger RNA from Antechinus flavipes (yellow-footed antechinus), 695 nucleotides. It is a transcript of the gene LY96, whose product is annotated as lymphocyte antigen 96. Gene Ontology annotation, molecular function: lipopolysaccharide immune receptor activity; lipopolysaccharide binding; Toll-like receptor 4 binding. The transcript is spliced from 6 exons. The coding region runs from base 127 to 654 and encodes 175 amino acids. NCBI's taxonomy places the organism in Eukaryota, Metazoa, Chordata, Mammalia, Dasyuromorphia, Dasyuridae. Gene Ontology annotation, biological process: innate immune response; detection of lipopolysaccharide; toll-like receptor 4 signaling pathway. Gene Ontology annotation, cellular component: lipopolysaccharide receptor complex. The record is from RefSeq and is a predicted model, not a curated record.
UAGGAAGCCAGAAAUCAUGUGACCGAUGACUAAGUCAAAUUUUUUCUUUUUACAGACUGGGAAGAGUAAGAUACUAAUUCUCUGCUCUCCGAUUUUCAUUUAGAAAGCUUUAAAAGGUACUUAAUUAUGCUUCUGAUUGUGUUUUUCUCCACUCUAUUUACUUUCACAUUCAUUGAAUCUGUGAAAAAUAAGUGGACCUGCCGCACCCAAGAUACAGAGAUAUCUUACUCUUCCUGUGAUGACAAGAAGCCCAUACCAACAAUAAAUGUUAGACCCUGUUUAAGUUGGAAACAGACCAAAGGAAAUUUGUCUCUUUACUAUGUGCCACGGAGAGACUUGAAAGAUCUAUAUUUUAAUAUUCAUGCAGAAUUUAAGUCAUCUAUAAUAUUACCACAUAGAAAAGAAAUUAUAUGCCGUGGAGCUGAUGGUGAUUAUUCAUUCUGCAAUAUUUUAAAGGGAGAUAAAGACACUAAAGCAAACAGGGUUAAAUGGCUUGCUCACAGUCACAAAGCUGAGACCCUCAAUGCAACAGUGUAUUUUUCCUUCUCGUUGCUAAAGUUUCUGAAGGGAUUCUAUAUUUUUAUUGCAGAAGCUUUCUCUGCUGGUAUGCAAGAUUCAUUGUUUUGUUGUAAUAUUACACUCAAAAUCAAAUAACAAUUUUAUUCAAAAAAUAAAUUGAUUUUAGAAAAAUGAAA